AUGGUCAAAGCCUUCAAAACAAGUGCAACGAACGUGGUGUGGGGAUACAUGUAGGGAGAGGAACGAAGAGCAGAGACGGUGGGAUCUUUUGGAGGAAGAGGAAUGGUGGGGUCAGGGCGGCCGUUGUUCGUUCUGUUCGGUUCCUCCAUCGUCCAGUUCAGCUUCAGCAACGAGGGAUGGGGGGCUACCCUCGCCGACAUCUACGCACGCAAGGCUGAUAUUUUGCUGCGAGGAUAUUGUGGUUGGAACUCAAGACGUGCUCUCCAAGUGAUUGACAAAAUCUUUCCCAAGGAUGCAGCUGUGCAACCUUCCCUGGUAAUAGUCUACUUUGGUGGCAAUGACUCAAUGGGACCUCAUCCAUCUGGCUUAGGUCCCCAUGUGCCACUUCCAGAAUACAUUGAAAACAUGAAUAGGAUUGCAAAACAUCUUAAGAGUCUAUCUGAAAAGACACGCAUUAUUUUCCUCAGUUGCCCUCCUAUCAAUGAGGAAAUGGUUUGCCAGUUAGAAAGUCCUUUCAUAGGGAAGAUAGAGCGGACAAAUGAGUUGUGCCGAAAAUAUUCUGAAGCUUGUAUACAACUGUGUAACGAUAUGGACCUAAAGGUUAUUGAUCUUUGGACUGCCAUGCAAAAGCGGGAUGACUGGGCUACUGUCUGCUUCACAUGUUGUACUGAUACGAACUCUGUUUCAGUGAUGGCAUUCACUUUUCCUCUGAAGGAAGCAAGAUAGUAGUGGCAGAGAUAUUGAAGGUCCUCAAAGAAGCUGAGUGGGAGCCUUCACUACACUGGAAGUCCUUGCCCACCGAGUUUGCGGAGGAUUCACCUUAUUAUCUUGUAGCUUCUGAUGGACUAUCUACCUUCAACCCUUCUGAGUGGACUUCUCACCGAGAAAUACAAUGGGACUAAAUUGUUCUGUCGGCACUCAACCCAGUUGGCAUUAAUAAGGUUGGUUAUUAUUGGAGUGGUAGAAAGAAUACUAGGCAACCAUUAUUCCCUUUGAGCUGUGCUAAUCUAGUAUGGUUUUUAUUGUACUGCUUGAAUUAAAGAUAUUUGAUGGAUAUGAAUAAUAAUUCUCUGUGCUGAACUGAGCAUUCAUGCAAUAUAACUAACUGCUGUCUGUUUCUUCUCA
Molecule: messenger RNA, 1125 nt
Organism: Elaeis guineensis (African oil palm)
Lineage: Eukaryota; Viridiplantae; Streptophyta; Magnoliopsida; Arecales; Arecaceae
Source: RefSeq, a predicted model, not a curated record